AUGAAGAAGGCGUUCGACCGCAUCCCUUGGGGAAACCUGUGGUGGUACUCCAGGAGUAUAGGGGGGAUCAAACUGUCUGGACUUUUCCCUUUGAGACCCUCCAUCACCAAUCAAAACUUGUUUCCAGCUCUGCAAAAUAUCUCAGUUGGCUCCUACUCUGAGUCUUCUGUGGAAACUUGGAAAGACUCGAAGAGAAGCUCUGACAAAGUAUUCAUCGCCACUUCAUCCAGGGUGUUAAACUCUCAUACCUACAGAAUUAACCACAAAGCAACCUGUCGCCCAAAGUCUCAAAUUGUUUUCCUCAAGACACACAAAACAGCCAGCAGCAGUGUCCUAAACAUUUUAUAUCGUUUUGGUGACAGCAAGAACUUGACCUUUGCUCUCCCUCUGAAGAAACACAGCCAAAUGUUUUACCCAUUUUUCUUUGAUUCACGUUUUGUUAAAGGCUUCAGCAGCAGAAGUGGGAGAGAUUUCAACAUCAUGUGCAACCACAUGAGAUUCAGAAAAUCUGAGGUGGCAAAAGUGAUGCCUGCAGACACAUUUUACUUUUCCAUCCUGAGACACCCUGUAGCUAUGAUGGAGUCCAUCUUUACUUACUAUAAGAACAUCCCAGCAUUCCAAAAAGCUCACAGCCUAGAGGACUUCUUGAACACCUGCUGGAAGGACUACGAACCCUCAGUGAGAAACAACCACUACGCCCACAACAUCCUGGCUUUUGACUUUGGCUUUGACAACAACAUAGCACAUGGAGCCAAAGACUUAGAUGAGAGAGCUGCCAUGGCUGUUACAGCAAUAGAAAGGGACUUCCAUCUUGUUCUGAUUUCAGAUUACUUUGACGAGUCCAUGAUCUUGCUCAAGCACGCCCUUUGUUGGUCCCUGGAAGAUGUGAUUUCCUUCAAGCUGAACGGUCGUAGUGAACAAACUCGCCGCAAAGUUUCACCUGAAACGGCAGCAAAAAUCAAGCAGUGGAACGCUUUAGACUGGAGAAUUUACCUGCACUUCAACUCCACCUUCUGGCACAAGGUGGAGAGCCUGGUUGGGCAGGAGCAGAUGAAGUGGGAAGUAUCUCAGCUGAACAGGUUACGGGCCAAACUAGCAGACACCUGUCUACAAGGUGGAAGAGCUGUUGAUCCAUCAAAAAUUAAAGAGCCAGACCUGAAGCCGUUUCAGUACGGAGACGCUGUGAUUCAGGGCUACAACUUAAACUCACAUCUACUCAAAGAAACCAAAACUAUUUGUAAGAGGCUUAUAACUCCUGAACUGCAGUACACAAAUAAUCUAUACACGAAGCAGUUCCAGGCAUAG
Messenger RNA from Nematolebias whitei (Rio pearlfish), 1305 nucleotides. Its product is annotated as galactose-3-O-sulfotransferase 2-like. Gene Ontology annotation, molecular function: galactosylceramide sulfotransferase activity. Bases 1 to 1305 code for a protein of 434 amino acids. Lineage: Eukaryota; Metazoa; Chordata; Actinopteri; Cyprinodontiformes; Rivulidae. Gene Ontology annotation, biological process: glycolipid biosynthetic process. Gene Ontology annotation, cellular component: membrane. The transcript has 4 exons. The record is from RefSeq and is a predicted model, not a curated record.